AUGUAUCACAUAAAACUUAACGGAGAAUUAAUUUCCCGAUCAAAAUGCAAGCAUCAAGCUGCAACAUUACAAAAGCAAUUAUGCAAUCUAAACGGCAAUUUAACAGUACCAACCGACACAUCGGAACAAGCAAGAAAUCAAUUGAAUCUUCUAAAGGAUAUUGGGAUUCAAUCAAGAGAAAGAAAAUUGACACAACAGACUGGACAGACAGAGCUGUUGGAGAACAAAACGAUAAUCUAUCAAACACUUGUGUUUUUACCAGGGCCAGACUUAACCGAAUCAUCCCGGACUUCGUCGGAACUGACAAAAUCAAUCCAAAACGAGCCAGUAAUCACCGAUACGGGCCAAUUUUGGCAAGUGGAAAAUUUGGACGACAGCAUAACGUUCCUUUGCGAAGAAUUGCUAACGCCCAUCGCAUUACCGGCUCAGUCUGCUCAUCAGGGUGAAGAACUCAACACGCCAACUAUUGAUAAUCAUCAGAAAGGAUUCGAAAAUUACGAAUAUCAAUCACAAAAGGACGACAACGCCAUAACGUUAAAUAAGUUUAUCGAUAAUCAAGACCAAGUACAAGAAAAACUGGAGAUAGAAAACACCAUCACUAAAUCUAUAAAUCUUAAUAAAGAAGAAACAACAAAAGAAAACAUUUUAAACUUAGAUAAUAUCGGCGAACUGUUAUCAGACGGUCAAAUGUUUCAAUUGGAUUGCGACCCAACAUUCUUCGAUUCAAUGAAUAUCGAAGAGAACUUAAACAAUAAUAUAGGAUUAGAGCAGAUUAAGGAUCUUAAUAUUAUUUCUGACGAGUUUUGGACUCGAGCUCCAGUUGAUAUAGAAAUUUUUAGUGAAUUACCUGAUUCACUUUUCGAAAGCAGCAUCAUGAUGGAGAAGAAGGAAGAACCUUUAGUAAUUACGGCUCCUCCAUCACCAGUUGUUGAAGAAGCUGUGGAAAUUAAAUCAGAAAACCUUGAUUUUGAUCUUAUAAAAUAUAUAAUAUUUGGAGAUAAUGACGAAUUAUUAACACCAGUUGAUGAGAAAGGUUGCCCAAAUUUUCAACCUCUUAUAGAUGAGAAGAAAAUUGUAUACAAAACAGAUCCAGAGCCAUCAACAUCAACAAAAAAAAUCGACAUAAAACAGGAAGAAUCUACACCAAAGUCAUCAGAAUUUGAGAAAAAUGGCAAAUCAUUACGACGAAGAGCGCCUAAGAGACGUUAUUCUUCUGAUAGUGAUUAUUCAAUCAAAACAUCAGCAUCUUCAUUCAACUCAAACACACAAAGAUUGUCGAAAAAGAAACGUGGCCGACCAGCGAAAGAACUUAUCACAGAUCUUCCAACUAUCGAUGAUUUCAGCCAUAUGCCCAUUGAACAUGCAAGCCAUCUUGUCCUUAGAAUAAAGAAUAAUGAAGCAUCGAGAAAAAGUCGAAUGAAGUCCAAAUCGAAGCAAACAGCAAUGGAAGAUGAAUGUGAUCGCCUCGAAAGUAGACAAAGUAGAUUAAAAAUCAAAAGAAACAAAUUGGAGGGCCAGAUUGAGACUCUCAGAAGAUGGCUUUUGGGGCUCAACUAAAUAUCUAUAUAUAUUACAAGAUUUUCUUGAAUUUAAUUUGUAAAAUGUUUAAAAGUUAAAACAAAAUGUUAUUCUUAAUCGAUUGUAGCAUAAGAUCCUUAAAAUAAUCCUUUAUAUUGUUUAAGGUAUAUUAUUCAUACUUGUACGCACUUUAAAUAUUUAAUAUUAAAAAUAUAAAAAUAAGAACCUCUAACUACAUUGUUUUAUUAUACUUUAUAAAUAUUACCUAUGUUGGUACUUUAACAACCAAAAGAAGUUUUUGUUUUCAAAAAAAAAAUGUAGAUGUAAAAACAUCAAAAAAUUUUGUUAAUCUAAAAUUUGGAAAAUAUGCUUUCGAUGUGAAUUUGAAGAAUUGAAUAAAAAUUUGGGCAUGGA
Molecule: messenger RNA, 1932 nt
Organism: Clunio marinus
Lineage: Eukaryota; Metazoa; Arthropoda; Insecta; Diptera; Chironomidae
Source: the annotation of a GenBank genome assembly